AUGGAAGAAACCAGUGUUAUCACAAACAACCCCAUCAUAUUUCUUUCAGACGAGGUAAAGGAGAGAAUCCGCAAACCUUGGCGUCGGUCACUCAUCAUAAGAGUUUUGGGCAUCAAAGUGGGCUACUCCUACCUGAUGCAGCGUCUACAGAAAAUGUGGAGACCAGAGGCCAACUUCGAGCUCAUCACGCUGAACUACGAACAUUACAUUGUCAGGUUCGAAUCUUUAAGGGACUACGAGUUUGCCAAGUUUGAAGGUCCGUGGAGCAUCUUGGAUCACUAUGUAAUUGUACAAGAAUGGGUGCCUGACUUCAGCCCAAGAAACAACAAGACAGAGAAGCUGCUAGCAUGGGUAAGGUUUCCUGAUCUUCCCGUAGAGUACUUUGAAGAGAGAUUCUUGAGAAAGAUUGCUAGGAAGAUUGGUAGGCCUAUCAAAAUUGAUUCCACAACCAGCCUUAUAUCCAAAGGUAGCUUUGCAAGAGUGUGCGUCGAGUUGGACAUCUCAAAACCUCUGCUCUCUAAAUUCACAUUGCAAGAAGAAGUAUGGCCGGUGGAGUAUGAAGGUUUGCAUCUUGUCUGUUUUAAUUGUGGCCUCUAUGGCCACAGGCAAAACCAAUGUGGAAAGAACAACGAUCAAGGCAGUCAGGAAGCACCAGUUACAAAUAUCAAUCAGGAACAAGGGGAUCGCAUCUCAGCUGAAACCACAAAUGCCCCCCCUAAUCAACACGAACCUCCUAAACAAGACUAUUCUGCAGACUAUGGCUCAUGGAUGUUAGUUUCUAGGAGAGACAGGAGAGGCCCGAGAAGGGGUGACAAUUGA
Ipomoea nil (Japanese morning glory) is the source of this 819-nucleotide messenger RNA. RefSeq lists its product as uncharacterized. Gene Ontology annotation, molecular function: nucleic acid binding; zinc ion binding. The record is from RefSeq and is a predicted model, not a curated record. Bases 1 to 819 code for a protein of 272 amino acids. NCBI's taxonomy places the organism in Eukaryota, Viridiplantae, Streptophyta, Magnoliopsida, Solanales, Convolvulaceae. The transcript has a single exon.